UUUAUAUGUUUUCGGUUAUCGCCAAUUUGUGGGCGUGGUAGAGGUCCGUUUUCGCCGAUUUUCGAAGUAAACCUUCUUAUGGUGCUAAGUGUAACAAAACGACUACUUGUAACAAACUAAUUUGUAAAGUAUUUUAAGUCUACUAUUGUGAAUAGCUAUUGUGAAUUAUCGCUAUUAUGAAUUAUUGCCAUUGUUAAUUAUCGUAGUAUCCUUUGCCUCUGCCAUUCGCUUCGGUGUCCUCUGCUGUAAGACAGCGAUCGCAAUUCACUCGAUUUCCAAUCACUGAAGAGGAUGGCUGAGACACUGCGAAAUAAAUUCCUUUUAUGAUUUAUCGUAAAUCGAAUUAAAUUCGCCAGCCAGGGAGUCGAGACAUCUUUAUUUCGCAGUUGUAAGCGAAAUAUCUUAUUUCGCAUUCUGUUGCAUUUAAUUGUUGCCGCCGUCUUGAAUGUAACAGGGCGAUCUUUAUUUCACAGAUGUAAGCGAAAUAACUUUAUUUCGAAUUCCUUUGCAUUCAAUGCUGCCGCCAUCUUGAAUGCAAAGAGUCAUCUUUACUUGCGAUGUCAGUGAAAUAAAUUAUUUAGGAAUCUAUUGCAUUUAAUUGUUGCCGCCAUCUUAAAUGUAAAGUGCCGAUCUGCAUUUGCCGUUGCUAUGAAAUAACUUUAUUUCACACAUCUUUAUAUCGCAUUCAAUUGUUGCCGCCGUCUUGAAUGCCGAAUACAUUGUCGUAACUCCUGUGCCAAUUGGAGUAUACAAUUUACAGCAAAGUCCUGCCAUCUUUGCACCAGAAGCUCGUUGUGGAUUACUUGACCACGUGCCGCCAUUGUGACACAACGUGAAAACGCUUCUACGCCGCCAAACGGGACGCCAUCCCGAGAAUUCGCAGCCAGCGAAAUAACCGUUUAUUGCCAACGGGACGCCAUCCCGUUAAUCCGUAAAACGUAUAUAACGAUUAUAGCCAAGUUAUAGUGUUUAUAUUGCCAAAGGAAAGUUAUCCCAUUAAUUUGAAUACCGACUUCCUAGUCGAAGAAUAUAUUUGCCGUUAAGAUUAUUUAAUUAUUUGUUAGCCGCCACCAUAUUAACCGCAUAAUGGACAACUCAACGAGAAAGAGUGUGCGGGUUCAACGCCAAGACAGCCUUAGUAAGUCAACUACAGCCGAGGACCAAAGGUCAGACAUCGAAGACGCCGCCACCGGAGCGAAUCCUCCGGUUAACACAUCGACCAACCCACCUACCCCGAGUACGUCUACUAAAGCCACAGUAGAGAGCCAACAACAAAUGCUAAUUGCCAUGCAGAAGCAAAUCAACUCCCUAAGCAGCCAGUUGCGCGGUACCCAGGCUAGAUUGAAGGAGAGUGAAUGCCAGUAUGAACUUUUGAAGUCUAUUAUACAACAACAACCGGGACAAGAAGAGAACGGAGUAAAGUCGAAUUCCACUGCUGCCUCAGUGGAUCCCGCAAUAGAUACCGCUAUCCAGCCUAUAGCGGCGACAGCGCAGCCAAUAACGGACCCGCAGAACGGUUCGGACGUUACUGCACAGUCGACGUCAACGUAGGCAACCGC
Zeugodacus cucurbitae (melon fly) is the source of this 1559-nucleotide messenger RNA. RefSeq lists its product as uncharacterized. The transcript is spliced from 2 exons. Bases 1087 to 1551 code for a protein of 154 amino acids. Lineage: Eukaryota; Metazoa; Arthropoda; Insecta; Diptera; Tephritidae. The record is from RefSeq and is a predicted model, not a curated record.